Molecule: messenger RNA, 3249 nt
Organism: Eremothecium sinecaudum
Lineage: Eukaryota; Fungi; Ascomycota; Saccharomycetes; Saccharomycetales; Saccharomycetaceae
Gene: SLN1
Product: histidine kinase
Exons: 1
Coding region: 1-3249 (1082 amino acids)
Biological process (GO): phosphorylation; phosphorelay signal transduction system
Cellular component (GO): membrane
Molecular function (GO): phosphorelay sensor kinase activity
Source: RefSeq, a predicted model, not a curated record
AUGUUUCCGAAGAUAUUCAGGCCGCCGUUUAAGCUGGGGCUUCGAACCCAGCUUACGAUUUUAGUUUGCAUAAUCGCUCUGUCUUCUUUGAUCAUACUCGGAGUAAUGACAUGCGUUUAUUUUACUAUGAAUUAUGAUGCUGUAAUAGGCGAAAGGUUACACCUCUCCGCACAGCUAAAGGCGUCUCAGGUUGAUACCACGUUGUCAUUACUUUAUCAUCAGUGUAAUAUGUUGUCUGCUACAGAACCGAUUAAGAAUACGUUACUAAAAUACCGCGUUGUAAAUAAUAGAUCUAGUGUCGAUUGGACUCAGGCUGAGGACGUUUUGAGUGGUUAUUUGACGACUUCGAACACCACGUACGCUAUAAGGCUGUAUGACAGUGCUUUCAAUAGAGUUCUUUCUCUAACUAAUACCGCUUCCAGUAUUCCGGACAAACUGCUGUCAGUUUUAUUACCUCUGGACAGUAACGAUCCGCUACCGUCAACAAUUCAUGAUAAUGCACUGCUGGUGAAUCCUGUUCGAAAUGAUAGUAUGCAGUAUUUGAUGUCCAUCUCUAUUCCAGUUUUUUCAACUGUUUCAAUAAUAACGAAGAGUCGUGACAUCGCGGGCUAUAUGACUGUGGUUAUGUCUGCAGAUGUCAUAAAAUCAAUGAUACAUGAAGCUACCGGACUGGACAAGUCGAAAGCCUUAUUAGUAUCCCGUGUAGCUGACCCAGCGGGUAAUUCUUCAUCAUAUGAGGUACUUUUCCCGAAUGAGUUAAGUAACGAACAUCCUCCGAAUGGAAAAUACCAAAUAAGAUCGGAUUCAUUUCUAUACGACGGGUUUAACGAAAGGAAAGGUGGUGUGCGGACGAAAGGUACGUCAUUUUUAGGAUCUAAGGUUGCUGUAGGCUACUCGCCAAGUAGUUUUUUCCUAGUUGACUGGGUAGCCAUUAUUAGACAGCCUAUAGAUGAGUUUUCGGCACCAGUAGUUAAAUUAGCCAAAAUUCUCACGGUGACAGUGAUUGCAGUUGCAGUGUUUGUUUGUAUUCUCACUUUUAUCAUAACUAAUUGGGCAGUUAAACCAAUCGUGAGACUACAGAAAGCCACAGAGCAAAUUGCAGCUGGAAGAGGAUUGAGAUCUUCCACCAAUGAAAGUAGGAAUUCAAGCCAGUCUAAUUUUAUGAUGUUGACUAAUUCCAAGAGCUCGUACUCUGGCCGUCGUUGCUCCACUCCGCAGGUUACAACACCAAGGGUGUCGAAUUCUAGUGGAUACACGCCAGGCCAGUGCAAUGCAGGCAUUUUCCGUUCUAUGGUUGAAGGAAACGGGUAUCAUGAAAACAAAUUUAUACCAUGUGAGGCUCAACAGUCUAUGCCGUCUUCAUAUGAUGUAUCGGAAAAUUACAAUAUUUCGAAUCGGUGGACUGAGGCUAGAAUACCUUUCUACAGGAGGUUAUUCUCUGACGAGCUGUCAGAAUUAACCGAUACAUUUAAUACGAUGACAGAUGAACUUGAUAGGUACUAUGCAUUGUUGGAAGAUCGUGUCCGUGCACGUACUAAGCAGCUAGAAGCAGCAAAGAUAGAGGCCGAGGAAGCCAAUGAAGCGAAAACAGUUUUCAUUGCUAACAUAUCGCAUGAACUAAGAACACCUUUGAACGGUAUCCUAGGGAUGACUGCAAUCGCUAUGGCCGAGAAAGAUAUGGAAAAAGUUGGCAAUAGUUUAAAAUUGAUCUUUAGAUCUGGUGAAUUGCUAUUGCAUAUUUUAACUGAACUUUUAACAUUUUCUAAAAAUGUGAUGAAACGAACUAAACUAGAAGAGAGGAAUUUCUCUAUGAUCGAGGUUGCUCUUCAGACCAAAUCAAUUUUUGGUAAGCUUGCUGUGGAUCAGCAUGUUAGUUUCUCCAUAUAUCUAAUGCCUAAUGUGAUAAGAUCAAUGGUAUUAUGGGGAGAUUCCAAUAGAAUUAUACAAAUAGUGAUGAACUUAGUAUCUAAUGCACUCAAGUUCACGCCUGUUGAUGGUAAAGUUUUGGUGAAAAUAAAGAUAGUAGGUGAAUAUGACGAAGAACGAAGUAAAGCCUGCGAAUUUUCGGAGGUAUAUAUUAAACCAGGUACAGAAAUUACAGAUGAGUGUGUCGUGUAUUCAGGCCGGCGCGAAAUACCGAAGGAAUCUGAGCCUGUUGUGAUAACGAAUAAUGAAAAGAUAGUGCAAAAUGAUGUUUCGACCGACUCUGAUACUUUUAGUAUAGGUUCUUUUUCAUCAUCUGAUUCCAGUCUUUAUGAAGAUUUACCAUUCCACUUCCAAUUUAAGCAGGAAAACAAUAUCGAUUCAGAAGAUGAAGAUGCAACUUCAAUUGAAAAGGUUGAAAAUCCGAAAACUUGGGUAUUUGCAAUUGAAGUAGAAGAUACUGGACCUGGGAUUGAUCCAUCAUUACACGAUUCUAUAUUUAAACCAUUUGUACAAGGUGACCAAACGCUUUCAAGACAACAUGGUGGUACUGGGCUGGGUCUCUCAAUUUGCCGACAACUUGCUACAAUGAUGAACGGAACAAUGAAACUGGAUAAUGAUGUUCGUAAGGGAUGUAAAUUUACUUUCACCGUUCCCUUGCGUCAAACUGGGAAUGUCAGUUUUAAUGAGAAGGAAAGUAAGUUCGAUGAUGAAUUCAACGUGGAAAGCAAGAAGAACAGGAAAAUCACAUUUAACAUAGACAAGAGUAACGACUCAAGUGGGCAGUUAUCCAAAUCACCUGAUCGUAAGAAAAGUGGCGAAUUCAGAUCAUCCCACGGAACUAAUGAGACUUCUAGCUUGCGCACUGAUCGCCCAUUUUUACAGAGUACUGGAACCGCUAUAUCUACCAGGAGUGUAUCUACUGUUGCCAGUCUAAAAACAAAUACUAAGGUUUUGAUUGCUGAGGACAACAAUGUGAACCAGGAAGUAAUAAAAAGAAUGCUGUUUUUGGAAGGCAAUUUCGAUGUCGACCUAGUUUGUGAUGGACAGGAAGCACUAGAUAAAGUUAAAGAAUUAAUGAAAUCAGGAGGACAUUACGCAAUAAUUUUCAUGGAUAUACAAAUGCCUAAAGUGGACGGUUUGCUAGCUACAAAGCAAAUACGUAAUGAACUGAAUUACAAGCACCCUAUUGUAGCUUUAACUGCAUUUGCUGAUGAUAGUAAUAUUAAAGAGUGCCUCGAUGCGGGAAUGAACGAUUUCUUAUCGAAGCCCAUUAAACGGCCAAUGUUAAAAAAGAUUCUGACGAAGUACUCUAAAAUUAAAUAG